UGUACAAGUGUUGAUGUGACUAUUAAUAUGGUGACAGAUGUAGACGAGAACAGAGAGUGCAGAAAGAGACAAGACUCUGACAACCAAGGCCUUAAUCAAUAGGUCUCCACCAGCCCUUCCCAGGAUCCAAUGCACCCCAACUAGUAGUCACCCUAGACCAAGAAUCCUGAAACAGAGAAAAAUAAUAGGAAAACCCAGAUCAAACAAACAAACAAACAUCUCUAUGCAUACAUAGAUAUCUGGCCAUGGCUGAUGCUAUGUACAGUGAGGAGGAGGAGCACCAAAUGAUAGGAAUGGGAAGAGACUCAGCAAUCCAAGCACUCAACUCCAUAAUCCAGCUCCACUUCGAGAAGACCCUAGAAAAGAAGCGCGCCAUCGACGGCAGAAGGAAAGAGAUGUGGCGACUAUUCCAGCUCUUCUUCCUCUUCUUAGCUCUGGUGCUCUCAGCCCAGGCGCAGUCACCACCGGGCCGGCUUCAGUGCCGGCACUUGUGGGCCCCGGUGGGCCUUCUCGCCCUGGCACACCUAGCAUUCUACGUAGCCGUGGCCCAGACUCUCCGGGCCAUAAACGGGUUCAGGUACCAGAGAAGGUGCCACAAGCUCACGCUUGCGCUCGCAACGGAACGGCUCAAGCACGUAAAGAUGAGGGGUUAUGGGGUCGGUGGUAGCGCUGGGGUUGCUGUACCUGCGGAGGAGUUUGAGGUGCAGUACCAGGAGCCACCAGAGAGUUACUUGGCUAAGUUUAAGCGUAGCUGGGCUAUGCACUUUGCCUUCUUGCUUUGUACCUUUGGAUUCAUGGCUUCUGCCUCUGUUGUUCUUCUCUGCUUCUAGAACCUUGUAGAAGCUUCAGGGAUGGUGUAAGUUUUCACUGAUUGAUGAUGCUCAGGAACGAUGGGGAUGAUGGAUUGGGGAUUUGUGAUUUUUGUUUGUUUUCUAUGUUUGGGAUGUUCCGCAGGAUCAUUUGUAUGAACCCCUUGGUAAUUUCUGUGGUUUCUUUUUCUAGUUUGGAUGCCCAUCAACCGAUGUAUGUAUGAUUUGCUAUCUAUUAUACUACCCAUUGUUAAACCCAGCAAAUGCAAGGGUAUGGUGUGCCGGUUAGUAUAUUAGCAAUUACCCAACACAAGUAUUUCUCUUUU
Messenger RNA from Dioscorea cayenensis subsp. rotundata (Guinea yam), 1135 nucleotides. RefSeq lists its product as uncharacterized. Lineage: Eukaryota; Viridiplantae; Streptophyta; Magnoliopsida; Dioscoreales; Dioscoreaceae. The coding region runs from base 246 to 830 and encodes 194 amino acids. The transcript has a single exon. The record is from RefSeq and is a predicted model, not a curated record.